This is a messenger RNA of Belonocnema kinseyi, 657 nucleotides long. RefSeq lists its product as uncharacterized. The record is from RefSeq and is a predicted model, not a curated record. Bases 1 to 657 code for a protein of 218 amino acids. Gene Ontology annotation, cellular component: cytosol. The transcript has a single exon. Gene Ontology annotation, biological process: deoxyribonucleotide biosynthetic process. Gene Ontology annotation, molecular function: ribonucleoside-diphosphate reductase activity, thioredoxin disulfide as acceptor. NCBI's taxonomy places the organism in Eukaryota, Metazoa, Arthropoda, Insecta, Hymenoptera, Cynipidae.
AUGUCAUUUCUACAUUCUCAUUCUUGUGAGUGCUUAAAGUCUGAGUUAGAUCUAUUCUCGAUACCUCCUACACAAACCUCGAUAGAAAUCUCUCAAUGGGUACACUAUAAACCGGUAUCAUCCCUUACCGAUGACCUGCCUAUAGAAUUUCUCGUCCCUGGUCAUGGUGAUGAAUACAUUGAUUUGGCUCACACAAUGCUAAAUCUUAGGGUGAAAUUAAUAACACCACCUAGGGUUGCUGCAAAUGCCGAACAAUUGGAUAGAGUUGGUCCUGUAAACAAUCUAUUACAUUCUUUAUUUAAUCAAGUGGAUGUCUAUUUUAAUCAAAAAGUUGUAUCUCCACCCAGUAAUUCUUAUGCUUAUCGGGCAUACAUGGAAACUCUACUUAACUAUGGUCCUGCUGCUAAAAAUAGUCAUCUGACUACCUCUAUUUGGUAUAAUGACACACCUGGAAAAAUGGAUGAUUUCGAUGAAAAUGUGGGAUUAAAAGCUCGCCAAAAAUAUUUAAGUGCUGGUAAACCUAUUGAUCUUAUUGGACACCUGCACUGUGAUGUUUUUAACCAGGACAAAUUUCUUAUCAAUGGUGUUGAAUUGAGGCUACGACUAGUACGCUCAAAAGAUUUAUUCUGUCUUAUGGGAUGGCACAAAUGGCUGUAG